Messenger RNA from Colossoma macropomum (tambaqui), 3388 nucleotides. RefSeq names its product aarF domain containing kinase 2 (gene adck2). The coding region runs from base 563 to 2368 and encodes 601 amino acids. Gene Ontology annotation, cellular component: mitochondrion. NCBI's taxonomy places the organism in Eukaryota, Metazoa, Chordata, Actinopteri, Characiformes, Serrasalmidae. The record is from RefSeq and is a predicted model, not a curated record. The transcript is spliced from 8 exons.
AGACUGCGGGCAAAUUGCACAUCCAGUAUGAAUGAAUGUAAACACGGAGUAAAAUGCUGCUGUCGUGCAAAAUGAAACUCAUCUUAGUAGUAGGACAGUUUUUCAAAGAGAUAAUUUAAUCGCUUAGUUUUAGUGGUCAUCUUUUACGAAAGGGUUGAAUGCGUUGAUAGCAGCAGCCGUCUGUUUGUGUUGGAUCAGUUAAGUUAGCUGAAUGUAGCCAUUUUUAAAGCAGACUGGACUUUUUCUGCAUGGAUGAGAAUUUGUGUUGGCAGUUCAGUGCGCAUGAUGUAAUGCCAGUGUUCAUGUAUCUGUAGGAUUUGAUUACUGCUAGUGAUACUAGGUCUUUACGUUUAAAGCCUUUGGUGCGGUAAGGAGUGGAACAACUACAGCCAGAGAUUGGUGUGCUAGUUUACCUUGAGGAGGCUCAAAUGUGUAAUUUCACAGUGUAUUUAGUAGAUUCAUGUAAUGCAGUCCGGUUAAAUGUAGUUCAAAUGAGAAAUCUGUACCAGGGUAUGCCACCAACUAAUACUUAAGUUCUAAAAAAUAUCAAGGCUACAUCAAAAUGUCUGCAUUUUGUGCAAAGAGCAUUUUCCAAAGCCUCAGGUGCACCGUUCACAGAGUUUCUGUGUCAGUUCGGAUCGCUCCUCCAAGAACUUUCUUCAUCAAAAGGAGUCCAGUUCUCUCUCAUACCCCCAAAGUGGCACUGCUGUGUUGGGGGGUGGGCAGCGUCACAUAUGCUUCAGCACAAGAAGCAGUACUUCCACAGAGGACUACAGAGAAGAAGUCUGUUGUCAGAGUGCAGGUUCACAGGCUCAUAUUCAUCUUGCGACUAAGCAUCCGUGCCAUGAUACUCUUGUUCAAAUUCAGCCCCCUCUUGCUGCUCUACCCCCUGACUCUGCUGUCCCAGCGCUGUUCCUCCUGUUGGCUUGAUGCCCUGCUGUGGGUCACAGAGUCCUCAGGUCCAACAUUCAUCAAGCUUGGUCAGUGGGCCAGCACGCGACGGGACAUCUUUUCUCAGGAGUUCUGUGACCGCUUUGCCCGACUCCAUGUGAGAGUGCAGCCCCACUCCUGGGCACACACUAAGCAGUGUCUGAAGCGGGCCUUUGGCGAGGGCUGGAGGCAGCUGUUUGUGUUUGACAGUAAGGAGCCUGUGGGCUCAGGCUGUGUGGCGCAGGUGUAUCGGGCUAAGGCUCGAGUCACAAGUGUGGAGGACCCGGCCUUCCAGGAGCUGUUAGACAGCCUUGAGAAAGAGGAUCUGCUGGAAGCUUGGGAGAUCCCAGGGCUCGGUGGAGCUUGGGGUCAUGUGUGGGGGCCAGAAAAGGGAGAAGGGGAGUCCUCAGAGACACAGGAGAGCUCUGCUGAACUUCCACACACUCCAAGAAAGUACACAGAGGAGGAGUGUCUCAUGCCUGUGGCAAUUAAAGUGCUUCAUCCUGGCAUCAGAAGGCAGGUUGAAAUAGACCUGAUUUUAAUGAAGGCAGGGAGCGUGCUCAUCAGCUGCUUACCUGGUCUCAAGUGGCUGAGCCUGCCUGAAGUGGUGGAUGAAUUUGAGAAGCUCAUGACCAAACAGAUAGACCUUCGCUUUGAAGCAAGGAACAUAGAACGGUUCAAGAAUAACUUCAAGGACUUGAAAUAUGUCAAGUUUCCAACACCGCUCAGACCAUUUGUCACAAGGACUGUCCUGGUGGAGACAUACGAGGAAAGUGAACCCAUUUCCAACUACCUCAAGUCUGAGGUGCCUGUGGCCACGAAGCAGAGAAUCGCCCGGAUGGGAGUGGACACUCUGCUGAAAAUGGUGUUUGUGGAUAACUUUGUCCAUGGAGACCUCCAUCCAGGUAACAUCCUGGUUCAGAGUGGUCAAGGGGCCGGGCCCCAGGACAGGGCCACACUAACGGACCUGUGGGACACAGUGGUGGUCAGCAUGAGGCCAUCCCCUCCUCCUCUGCGGCUGGUACUACUGGAUGCUGGGAUUGUGGCCCAGCUCAGUGAGACAGAUCUGCACAACCUCAGAGCUGUCUUCACUGCUGUUGUCCUAAAACAGGGGGAGCGUGUGGCAGAGCUGAUUCUGAACCAUGCCAGGGCCAGCGAGUGUAAGGAUGUACCAGGCUUCAAAAAGGAAAUGGCUGAGCUUGUGAACCACGCACUCAGCGACACUUUGUCUCUGGGGAAGGUUCAGGUGGCAGAACUGCUGUCUCGUGUCUUUGGAUUGCUCAUUCGCCAUAAGGUGAAGCUGGAGAGUAACUUUGCCUCCGUCGUGUUUGCCAUCAUGGUACUAGAAGGCUUGGGCAGGUCCCUGGACCCUAACCUGGACCUCCUGGAGAUUGCCAAGCCUCUGCUGCUGAAGAACUGUGCUUCUCUUCUCUCCUGAGUGUCAGCACUGAAGUGAGGCCCCUUUUGUACAAUGAGUUGGUUUGUGUAAAAUGUGUGAAAUCCAAUUAGCUUUGACAAAUGAGCAAGCCAUGACUGAUUAGUGAAAAAUGGAUUACUAAUAGACUUUUGAAUUGAGGAUUAAGGAGUGUUAUUCUGUUAAAAGAAUUGAGGGUGCAAUUGUACAGUGGAGUUUUGGAUCUACUAUGGGUCCCUCCUUUGCCUCUUCAUUGCAACCGAUGACCUCGUCCUCCUGGCUAGAGGAAAAAUACUACAAACAUGAUUUGAGUUACAUAUAGUACACAUGCACAGUGUGCUGUGGAUAAACAUUUGAUAAUAAGCUAAUAUCGGCAGAUACAGUGCUGAGGAGUAAAUGACGUUGGUGCAUUGUGUUCAGGAAAUGUGAAAAGUCAUGAUUUUACUCUAUACUUUAUGCAUGUUGCCCUAACAAUGCAAGGAAAUAUAGAGGUCCAUACAUUCUUAGAAGCACUAUUUUGUACACUGUGAUGUUUAUCCUAAUGAAAGUAUACAUGUAGUCAUACUUUAUAAAUUGUGGUGUAAGUGUGAUUUAUGUUGGUGUGGAUGUUAUCUUCUUUCCUGACACCCUUUUUCAUUGUAGACAACCUCAGGAUUAAGUUUCAGCAAAAGUGUCUGUCAGAUCUUGUAAUGACACAUUUUAGAUUUUAUCCAAAUUAUUGGAUAAAAAAAAAUUAUCACCUUGUUUUGACACUAAGCUCAUAAAAUUAUCUAUGAAAAGGUUAUUAAUAAUAAAUCCUAUUAUCUAAAUGUAUUUUGUACAAUUAUCUGGAAUAAAAUAAAUAAUGUGCAUGGCUGUUAUUUCUUGUAGCUCCAAUAAAGAUAAAUAUAUUUCCUAAUAUGUUUUAUUAUGUUGAUUUAUUUACUUUGUCAGUGGAAACGUUAGCUUUUCUGUUCUGCAGUUCAUGGGAUCCUGUAUUAAAACUACACACCAAAACACUCCACCACCCUGUUUUAAUAAGCCAUUGACUUAGACUGGUGGUCU